Messenger RNA from Sesamum indicum (sesame), 1028 nucleotides. NCBI's taxonomy places the organism in Eukaryota, Viridiplantae, Streptophyta, Magnoliopsida, Lamiales, Pedaliaceae. The record is from RefSeq and is a predicted model, not a curated record.
GCGUUUUCUCCCUCUUAGUCUGAACUUUAACAAAGCGCGCGCGGGCGUGACUUUAGGAUCAAAACCCGCUUUUUCAAUAAUUAGAUUCCGACUAUAGCACUUCUUGAGAGCAGUAGCUUGGAGAUGAUUUUGGCUUAUCGUCAUCCUUCCCCGCUAUUCCAACCCAACCUACAUACGAUUUCAAGAAUCAACCAAAAAUCACCGAAAAGAUUGCAGAUUCUGAGUGCGCAGAAGAGGUGCUUGAGGUGCAACACGCUUUAUGAAGAUAGGGAUAACUUCCCUACUGCUUGCGCUUUCCAUGGCCACGCCACGGGUGAGAAGGGAUUAUUUGCAUUUGCCCCACCUCACCAAGGAAUUGAUGGAGAAUGGAGUGAUGGAUCCGGUGUAAUUGUGUACAAAUGGAACGAGAAAGAUAACAGGCCCAACACCGGCAGAGCCAACUGGAAGAAGAGAUGGAGCUGUUGUGCUGAGUAUGAUGAGAACGCUCCACCUUGCCAACGAGGGUGGCACGUUUCCUACGAUGAUGGUUUCACCCUGUAUUGAGCAUCCUUGUAUAGCGUCGCAUACAUCAUUUUCUUGCUUAUUAUCUCCAUUAGAUUAUGUUAAGCAUUUUUAGUUCCUUAUUGUCUAUAGACAAAAAACUGACUGCUACAUAUGAAUGUAAAGUGCUAUGUACUCCACCAUAUGUCUCAAUAUGAAAAUAUUAUGAUUGCUAGAAGUCUAAAAGUCCCGAAAACAAAGAAUAUUUUGUGUGCUCGUGGAAAGAAAUAGUGGAUCUUGACUGUAAUCAAAACAACAAACCAGGAUAAACAUAUACUAUGAUCAAAUAAACUGUAAUUGAAACAACAAACCAGGAAACAAACAUAUUCUAUGAUCGAAUAAACAUAAACAUCAUGGUACUAAAGCAAACAUAAUUACCAGUUCAACCUGUUUCAGCAGAAACAUAUACCAACUUGAAGUGUUUGAAUUUAGCUCACUGCUACAAACAUACAACUCGGAGUAACUAUAUUUUCUCAUCACAAGAUCAU